Messenger RNA from Pelobates fuscus (common spadefoot toad), 2051 nucleotides. Its product is annotated as embryonic polyadenylate-binding protein. The record is from RefSeq and is a predicted model, not a curated record. Bases 165 to 2051 code for a protein of 628 amino acids. The transcript has 15 exons. NCBI's taxonomy places the organism in Eukaryota, Metazoa, Chordata, Amphibia, Anura, Pelobatidae. Gene Ontology annotation, cellular component: nucleus; ribonucleoprotein complex; cytosol. Gene Ontology annotation, molecular function: mRNA 3'-UTR binding; poly(A) binding; poly(U) RNA binding.
GCGUCAUGGCGGUCCGGCUCCUGCGUAACUGAGGCCGUGUGCUAGGCGGGCCUUUGGCGAGGUCGGAAGCCGCAGUGUGUGAAGGCAUUUAGCCGGUUUCACAUUAAAUUGGAAGAGGUUUUUAUUUCAUUUAACUUUUUUUUUUCUCCACACCACCAAUAAUCAUGAAUGCUACCGGUGCUGGAUACCCGCUGGCCUCUCUGUAUGUAGGUGAUUUGAAUUCAGACGUCACAGAGGCAAUGUUGUAUGAAAAGUUUUCCCCAGCAGGGCCGAUACUGUCCAUCCGAGUUUGCCGUGAUGUUGCCACACGUAGAUCUCUUGGAUAUGCUUAUAUUAAUUUCCAGCAACCUGCUGAUGCUGAGCGAGCUCUGGAUACAAUGAAUUUUGAAGUAAUCAAAGGCAAGCCAAUUCGAAUUAUGUGGUCUCAGAGAGAUCCUGGUCUUAGAAAAUCUGGUGUUGGAAACGUUUUCAUAAAAAAUCUUGAUGAAUCAAUCGAUAAUAAAGCUUUAUAUGAUACGUUUUCUGCGUUUGGAAAUAUCUUGUCUUGCAAGGUGGUUUGUGAUGAAAAUGGAUCUAGGGGCUAUGGUUUUGUUCACUUUGAGACUCAAGAAGCUGCCAACCGGGCUAUUGGCACUAUGAAUGGCAUGUUGCUCAAUGAUCGCAAAGUAUUUGUAGGCAUUUUUAAAUCGAGGAGAGAAAGAGAACUGGAGUAUGGGACAAAAGUCUUGGAAUUUACCAAUGUAUACAUCAAGAACUUUGGAGAAGAUAUGGAUGACAAAAGACUUAAAGAAAUGUUUUCUGCUUUUGGGAACACACAAAGUGUAAAAGUAAUGAUUGAUGGGCAUGGGCGUUCUCGAGGUUUCGGUUUUGUCAAUUUUGGAAGUCACGAAGAAGCACAGAAAGCAGUUUCUGAAAUGAAUGGGAAAGAAUUAAAUGGAAGAAUUCUUUAUGUAGGAAGAGCUCAGAAGAGAGUGGAACGUCAAAGUGAAUUAAAACGCAAAUUUGAACAAAUCAAACAGGAAAGAAUCAACAGAUACCAGGGGGUAAAUUUGUACGUAAAAAAUUUGGAUGAUGGUAUUGAUGAUGAACGACUCAGAAAGGAAUUCUCUCCAUAUGGCCUUAUUACUAGUGCAAAGGUAAUGACAGAGGGAGGUCACAGCAAAGGGUUUGGUUUUGUGUGUUUUUCAUCUCCAGAAGAGGCGACUAAAGCAGUUACAGAAAUGAACGGAAGAAUUGUCAGUACAAAGCCUCUGUAUGUAGCACUUGCUCAACGAAAGGAGGAAAGAAAGGCAAUUCUUACCAAUCAGUAUAUGCAGAGGUUAGCUACAAUGAGAGCAAUUCCAGGGCCUCUUGUUGGAUCCUUCCAACAACCUCCAAGCUAUUUCGUGCCUGCUAUGCCACAGCCACCAAACAGAGCUUUUUAUAAUCAAAGUCCUAUUGCAUCUGUGCGUCCAGCACCCCACUGGGCUUCACAGCAAGCCAGGCCUCCACAGUAUCAUCCGCCAACACCUAUAUUGCGGGCAGUUCCACCGAGACGCAUGACUUCUAAUAUUAGUACAAUGAAACAAGCAUCUACACAAGUACCAAGGGUAGCUCCACAGAGUCAAAGAGUAGCAAAUAUUGGCACUCAGACGGCUGGCGCUCGAGCCCAAGUUAACCCUACCGUUAUGCGCUCAAUGGGACAGUACAAGUAUUCCUGUUCAGUGAGAAAUAUGCAGCAAAUGGGGAAUGCGUCACACUUUCAACAGGUGAUGGAGCCAGCGGUACUAAUGCAAGGCCAAGAACCUCUAACCGCAUCAAUGCUUGCAGGCGCCCUGCCACAAGAGCAGAAGCAAAUGAUUGGUGAACGGAUUUAUCCACUUAUUCAUGAAAUGCAUGCAGGAUUAGCUGGAAAGAUUACAGGAAUGUUAUUGGAGAUUGAUAAUUCUGAACUACUUCAUAUGCUAGAAUCUCCAGAAUCCCUCCAGUCAAAAGUAGAAGAAGCUGUUGCGGUCUUACAAGCACAUCAUGCGAAGGAUGGAUCUCUUAAAAGUGGAACAUCUAUGAAAUAA